UUGAAUGGCCCAAUUUAUCUGGACGAACCCCAACCCACCAAGUCAUCCAACUUCUACGUCCUUCCUCUCCAUCGUAGUGACCAGAGCACCACAUUUUCUUCGAUUUUCAUCGCCGAGAAAAUCCCAGACCAGCCAAAAGGAAAAAUCAACACAGAAAAAUGGUCAUGGGUCUGCAACUACCCAUCACUAACUCACUCCCAUCAUCAUCUUCUUCUUCCUCACCGUUUUUUCUCGGACCCAGAAACCCAAGAAAUUUCAGAACCUUUUGUUCCUUUAAUGCCAAAGCCAAAGCCAAAAUCCCCGUCCCACCCAUAAAUCCAAAGGACCCCUUUUUGUCGAAGCUCGCUUCCGUGGCUGCAACUUCGCCUGAGACACUUCUCGACCGACCCGUUAACUCUGAAUCUCCUCCUUACUUGGACUUGUUUGACGCUCCAAAGCUCAUGGCUACACCUGCCCAAGUAGAGAGAUCGGUUUCAUACAACGAUCAGAGGCCGAGUACGCCACCCCCGGAUUUACCGUCAUUGCUGCUCCAUGGAAGAAUUGUUUACAUUGGGAUGCCUUUAGUGCCAGCUGUCACGGAACUUGUUGUGGCGGAAUUGAUGUAUCUGCAAUGGAUGGAUCCUAAAGAACCAAUAUAUAUUUAUAUAAACUCUACAGGAACAACUCGUGAUGAUGGUGAAACAGUUGGGAUGGAGACAGAGGGAUUUGCUAUAUAUGACGCAAUGAUGCAGUUAAAAAAUGAGAUACAUACAGUUGCUGUUGGGGCAGCUAUAGGGCAAGCUUGUCUGUUACUUUUAGCAGGAACCAAGGGAAAACGGUUUAUGAUGCCGCAUGCCAAAGCUAUGAUCCAACAACCUCGUGUGCCAUCAUCUGGAUUGAUGCCUGCUAGUGAUGUUCUUAUUCGUGCAAAAGAGAUAGUGACAAAUAGGGAUACUCUUGUGAAACUUCUGGCCAAACACACAGGAAAUUCGGAAGAGACUGUAGCUAAUGUGAUGAGACGACCAUUUUACAUGGAUGCUACAAAGGCUAAAGAAUUUGGGGUGAUUGAUAAGGUUCUUUGGCGCGGUCAAGAAAAAAUUAUGUCGGAUGUGGCACCCCCUGAAGAUUGGGACAAGAGUGCUGGGAUCAAAGUUGUAGAUGGACUUUAGUUUCUCUGUUGUAGAUAUCACCUAGUCAAUAUAGGUAAAACCCGUUGUCGCUUUGUGCAACUAUAUUGUUUCUCCCUUGGCAGUUACAAUGCCUUGUCCAAGAUGUUGGUAGAAAUUCUUCAACUAAAUUUUUGACGGGAUAAAAAGUUUAGAUUGUACUUGUAUUCGGAAUUCAUGCAUAUGAUCAUAAUUAGAUUUGAAUAGAUACUUUAAAGAGUUAUCUCAAAAGUCAGAACAUCAAUACUUUUGCCUUGCUUCUGGGAUAGUACAAAUGUAAAGCAGACCCUUGACAACUGAAUGGGAAUGCUAGUUGCAAUGUAGGAACUCGUAUAGGAGAAGCUGUUAUAUGGUAUGUUACCUCGGUUCCUAUGAUCCUGAACUGAUUUUAUUACGUUUUCAAAGAACCAUAAAUUUUGUGGAACUAGAUUUUCCGGUCGAACAGGCCUGCAAUGAAGAAGUGAAUGCAUAAACAAGCUUGAAGGUCGAGAACAGGGAGCAGUUGUCAAGUUUUAGCUAAAAAUGCCUUAAUAAUUAGGUUGAAAAUGUUUUUGCUAAUUUGUAGUUGUGUAUUCGCUGUAUCUCAAAAGUUAUGUAUCAUGUGUCGCCAGC
Messenger RNA from Morus notabilis, 1757 nucleotides. RefSeq names its product ATP-dependent Clp protease proteolytic subunit-related protein 3, chloroplastic. The record is from RefSeq and is a predicted model, not a curated record. The coding region runs from base 159 to 1148 and encodes 329 amino acids. Gene Ontology annotation, biological process: protein quality control for misfolded or incompletely synthesized proteins. Gene Ontology annotation, cellular component: endopeptidase Clp complex. The transcript has 9 exons. NCBI's taxonomy places the organism in Eukaryota, Viridiplantae, Streptophyta, Magnoliopsida, Rosales, Moraceae. Gene Ontology annotation, molecular function: ATPase binding; serine-type endopeptidase activity; ATP-dependent peptidase activity.